Pichia kudriavzevii is the source of this 2235-nucleotide messenger RNA. RefSeq lists its product as uncharacterized. Gene Ontology annotation, molecular function: zinc ion binding; DNA-binding transcription activator activity, RNA polymerase II-specific. The record is from RefSeq and is a predicted model, not a curated record. NCBI's taxonomy places the organism in Eukaryota, Fungi, Ascomycota, Pichiomycetes, Pichiales, Pichiaceae. Bases 1 to 2235 code for a protein of 744 amino acids. Gene Ontology annotation, biological process: regulation of transcription by RNA polymerase II. The transcript has a single exon.
AUGCCAUCUGCCUAUAUAUACGACACGAAAAACAACACAAACGACCACCUGAGGAUCACCAAAAGUGACAAGAAGGCUACCGGAAAAAGAAAGUUCCAUAAGAAAAGUAGAAAUGGCUGUACAACAUGCAAGAGAAGAAGGGUUAAAUGUGACGAGACCAAACCUAUAUGCGCAAGAUGUGAAAGGAUGGGUAUUGAAUGUGUCUAUUUAAACGCCGAAGUAACUAGCGGCCAUAAAGAGAAUAACACUGAAAGCACUCUGAAGCAUCCCGGUGCUGCUUCUCUACACAAAACAGAAUCUAACAAAACCCCUAUGGCUACCCAAAUAGCUCUUGACUCGCUGCUACAACAGCAAGGACAAGCUCCAGAAACGCCCAGAGACCUGCCUCCACCUAUACCUCUAGGUGUAAGUGAAAGUUUGUCAAACUUGCUUUCAAUGUCUCCAAUGACUCAACUAUUGCAGCAAUGCCCGCUAUCACCAGUUUCAGUGCCAGUAGCCACUGCACAAAUAGGACUUCAGUUUCUCAACAGUUUUCCUCCAGAAAUGCAGGUGAAACUAUUCCAACAGUUCCAACAGCUACCUCCAGAUAAGCAGCAGCAAUUGUACCAGAGUUUGCCAAUGCAAAUGAGAGCCUCUUCCGAAAAUAAUUCUCUACAGGAUUCGGUUCUUCUUGAUAGUUUGCCCAAAUCGAAUAUCAGUCGACAGCAACAUCAGCACGAUACGCAGAGCAUAAAGCAUGAGACCCAACAGCAGAAUGAGGCUUUUAGUACAAACACCCUACCGCCUCUUCAAAGUCCCAGUAUUAAUAGCAUUGCAGGUGUUCCAAAUAAUUUGAUUUCUGAGAUCAUUGGUGAUUUGGCAAACAAGAAGUCCAAUUUCCCUGUAGGAUCAAACAAAAUACCUACACCUCAAGAGCUAGCGGCGCAAUAUCAACAGAGGACAAUGAAUAAUGGUAGUCCCGAGGUAGGGGGGCCCUCAAUAUCUCCGGACACCAUAACUUCGUCUCUUCCGCCAAUAACCAAUGGGCAAACUACAAUUUCACAGCAGUCAAGCAGUUUGAACAUGUUGGAUUUAAGAUUAAUGUAUCAUUAUACAACAAAAGUGUGGCACACAAUCACUGAUGCGGGUAUAUCAGAUUCUAAAAUCUGGUCUGAUGAUAUUCCUCUGCUUGCUUUUAAAUAUCCAUUCCUUAUGCAUUCUGUUCUGGCAUUUUCGGCCACGCAUUUAUCCAGAAAUGAGAGAGGACUCGAUCAAUGUGUUACAUGUCAUCGUGCUGAAGCUUUACGGCUAUUAAGGGAGGCUGUGCUGGAAAUGUCUCCUGAAAAUACUGACGCAUUGGUUGCGUCUGCUUUAAUUUUAAUCAUGGACUCGUUGGCGAAUGCGUCGCUACCUACUUCAAGUUCAAUAAAGGCAUUGCCACCAUCGGCAUGGAUAUUCCAUGUUAAAGGUGCUGCUACUAUUUUAACUGCUGUCUGGCCAUUAAGUGAAAAGUCCAGAUUCUAUAAGUUCAUUUCGGUAGAUUUAGGUGAUUUGGGUGAUAUAGGAUAUGACCUUAUAAGUGGUGAGCUUGCCAACACUUCUGACAGUAACGAGAACUCAAGAUCGAGCAGUGUCACUUGUGGGGAUUCACAAUCGACAAAGCUAAGGAGCAACAAAGGACAUUCGUUAUCUGAUUUAGCGAGGUCAUCAAAUGACUAUAAAAAACCUCCAAAGUCGAAGUUUUCUACGAUUCGAUGUUUUGAUGAAGAAAUUUCAGAUAUGUUCCCAGUUUCUCUAACAUCUCCUUAUUUCCCCACACUGGCAUAUAUGGCAAAGCUGUACAGCGAAAGAGACAAAUCAGAUUUUAUAUUGCGUAUCUUUGCAUUCCCAGCAUUGUUAGACAAAAGAUUUUUGGGACUGUUGAUAAACUGUGAUUUAUCUGCUAUGAGAAUAAUGAGAUGCUAUUAUAGACUGUUGCGUAAUUUUACUGAACAGAUGAAGGAUAAGGUUUGGUUUCUCGAAGGUGUUAGUUCUGUUUUGCCAGCAGAUGUUGAACAAUAUGCAGGUGGUGGUGGUAUGCAUAUGAUGCUGGAUUUCCUUGGGGGUCCGGCCACCCUUGAUGACGAUGGAAAUGGUGAAAACUAUGUGGCUAAAUCAGCAGCCCAGUCUGGCUUGCUUGAUACCAAUAAUCUACCGAGCGCAUCAAUGAAUGAUAAUAGUCUACGGUACGACGGUGAAUUGAAUAAUGAUAGUUAG